Neoarthrinium moseri is the source of this 405-nucleotide messenger RNA. RefSeq lists its product as uncharacterized. The transcript is spliced from 2 exons. The record is from RefSeq and is a predicted model, not a curated record. The coding region runs from base 1 to 405 and encodes 134 amino acids. NCBI's taxonomy places the organism in Eukaryota, Fungi, Ascomycota, Sordariomycetes, Amphisphaeriales, Apiosporaceae.
AUGUCUAGCUGGGGUAACGAUACUGCCACCGAGCAGCCUGCUGCUACAGGCUGGGGCAAUGGCACAGACACUGGCGGUGGUGACAACGGCGACGGUUCCGCAGCGCUUCUGAGGAGAAGCCCGCUGGUGACAAACGCGACGCACACAGAAGCUCCUAUGAGUGAUUGGGUCGAGAAGACCGCUUACAAUUAUGCCAAUUACAACGAUGACGGCGCUGGUGCUCCUGAUGUCACCUCCAUUACCGACGACUGGGGGGGCAAUACCCAGGUCUAUCACUACGACGGCGAGGAGGGUGAUCUUGGUCCUGUCCACCCUCCGCUAGAGAAGAUCCUCUUCGGUAACGAGGAUGAACGUGAGCUUACUGUUAUCGACUUCACCAAGAUCUCUAUCAUUGAUGUCUUGUAG